AUGGUUCUCGCCAGCUACAUCCGGCUCGCCCUCGUCGGCGCAGCCCUGCUCUUCUCACAGGCACAGGCGAGGUUCGAUUUUUCACUGUGCGCCGACAACUGUGUCACUUCUUCCGGUUGUCCAUCAGACAGCGCGCGGUGCAUGUGCAAGGAAGCCCGGGAAAUCCUGCUCGACUCGGUCAUCUCAUGCUUGUUCUUCAACUGCAAGGACGAUCUCCGCAACUUCGACGACGCCUUCCUGGACCCGAUCGAGGAAGGCUGCGAGGACAGCGGCCGCGACAUCCCCCGCUCCAAGCUCAGGGCCGCCGCAAGCCUCGCCACCAGCUACAUCGGCAAGCUACCCGCCUCCACGACGGUCAAGAGCACGCCCGUCGAGGUGACGCCCACGCCCAAGCCAACCAAGAAGACGGACCCCACCACGGCAGAGGUGCCGCUGUCCUCGACGACGACAGAGAACGACAGCCCUGCAAGCACCUCGACCGUGGACAGGCAAGCUGGAGAGUCGAAGCCAACCACCACCGCCGUGACACCGGCCGUGGUGCCGAAUCCUGGCACCCAGAGCUCCGCCACACCAUCCGAGUCACCCGCGUCUGACAACUCUGACUCUAGUGGUGGUGGUGGUGGUGGCGAUCCGUUCAGCUCUACCGGCGACUCCGCUGGAUCAGCCAUUCAGCCGUUCCUUGCGUUGCUCGGGUUGCCCGUGGUUGUUGCUCUCCUAACCUUGGAGUGA
This is a messenger RNA of Chaetomium globosum CBS 148.51, 729 nucleotides long. RefSeq lists its product as uncharacterized. Bases 1 to 729 code for a protein of 242 amino acids. The transcript has a single exon. The record is from RefSeq and is a predicted model, not a curated record. Lineage: Eukaryota; Fungi; Ascomycota; Sordariomycetes; Sordariales; Chaetomiaceae.